This is a messenger RNA of Diprion similis, 1569 nucleotides long. RefSeq names its product IST1 homolog (gene Ist1). The transcript has 6 exons. The coding region runs from base 203 to 1294 and encodes 363 amino acids. The record is from RefSeq and is a predicted model, not a curated record. NCBI's taxonomy places the organism in Eukaryota, Metazoa, Arthropoda, Insecta, Hymenoptera, Diprionidae. Gene Ontology annotation, biological process: protein transport.
GAGUGAGUGGAAAUCACUGGAAAUAUAUAUAAUCAUGGCGUAAUUUCAUAAAUUGUAGAGUGGGAUCUGUCAGUUGUGAAUACGAUAAGAAAUUAGUCAUCCUUCGGCGACUGGAGAUAGUCAUCUGAACGAAGGGAAAAAAGCUUGGGUGAAAAUAGGAAGAACUUAAUUCUAGAGUAAUACGUCUCAAAUAUCAAUCGACAUGUUUUCGAGCGGUCCUAACUACACAAAAUUGAAGACGAACUUGAGAUUGGCGAUAAAUAGAUUAAAACUAUUGGAAAAGAAAAAAACGGAAUUAGCUCAAAAGGCCAGAAAAGAAAUAGCCGAUUAUAUUGGAGCUGGCAAAGUUGAGAGGGCUAAAAUAAGAGUCGAACAUAUUAUUAGGGAAGAUUAUAUGGUCGAGGCUAUGGAAUUACUUGAAAUGUAUUGCGAUCUACUUCUGGCUCGCUUCGGUCUCAUCCAGCAAAUGAAAAAUCUAGAUGAAGGGUUGGCGGAGGCGAUAUCAACGAUUAUCUGGGCAGCCCCUCGAAUUCAAACCGAUGUCCAAGAGAUUAAAGUAAUAGCAGAUAUUUUGACAGCCAAGUACGGACGUCAGUACACCGACGCUUGCCGGGAAGAAGCGGUGCAGUCGAUAUCAGAGAAAUUGAAACACAAACUGAGCGUACAAUCACCGUCAAAACUGUUGGUAGAAAAAUACUUGAUUGAAAUUGCCAACAAUUACAAUGUCACGUACGAACCAGAUCCUCAGGUCAUGGCCGAAGCACAAGACGCUCUUUUAAUCGACAUAGGAAACAAUGCGGGCGAAUUGCCCAACAACUUAGAUUUAGCUUCAGGAGGCUACCAUCCACCGCAACCUGUUGGCUUCGUGGGAUAUCCUCAACCACCAAUUUUGCCCAAUCCUGAGGGUAUCAACAACCCAUUGGUAAAUCACAACGAUAAUCCUCCAGCAGGAUUCAUAGCUCCUGUGGCCCCACCUGUAACAGACAAGGAUCAAAACACAGCGUUCAAUCCAGCUGCCUUCUCUUACAACAUCCCUCUGGAUAACAGCAAUAAACAUGAACCGAGUAACGACGAUCUGCCUCCUCCGUACGGAUCGUUCCCACCAGAUUUAAAUAAGCAGUCUAAUCAGAAACCAAAACCUCAACCACGGUCAAAGAUGCCAAUGAACGACUUUAAACUACCUGAUUUACCAGCUGUUCCAACGGAGAACGAGCAACCUCCAGGUUCCUCUAACGAUGACAUAGAUUUUGAUGAUUUAACGAAGAGGUUUGAAGAAUUGAAAAAAAGAAAGUAGCUGAACGAAGGUGACGUUUGGAGAGUCAAUUUAGUAGCAUGUAGAACACCCAGAUCCCAUAAACUUUACACACCAGCAUCGAUAAAUAUUAAUACUUCGAAAUCCAAGUUUUAGUUUCAAAUUCCAAUAAAACCAAUUCCAAAUCAUUAAUAUUCCAUGCAAUGUAUAAAUACUAGUUAAAAAAAUUUCUCAAACUUAUCAAACCAAUUUUUUACCAUAGUUAAGCCAUUCGGCGAGUGCUUGAUAUUUUAUGAAUGUUACUAUAUGAUUAAACA